AUGACGGACCAGAACGGUCGCAUCGGCGAGACAGGCCUUCACCAUCUCCCGCUCAGGGUGCGAGAAGCGCAAGGACGCCAUAAUGACGGCGCCGUCUCCAAGUUCCCCAACCUUAGGAGCGACACGCGAGUAGCCAAGCGACUCCCCGAGAGUCUUCACUUUACGCCCGGCGCAUUUCGUCUUCGUUCGCCUACAGAGUCUUCUAUGAGUAGCAUCUCAUCCGCCAACGUCCCAGACUCUGCCACGACGCAUUCGCUGUCAACUCUCGCCAGUCCCAUCAGCACCACCUACGCUAGUUCAAUUCACGAGCAGUUUGCUGCCACGACACUCGACGGCUCAAGGCCCACCAGUCGCAUUUGUCAUCGCCACAAUCCUUCCAGCGGCACAUGCUCGACUUUUGUCAAUGACGAGGAUGACGGCGCCAUUGUCACCGGCUACCCCGAUCAGUUUGAGCUCAAGAUCCGCAAUCUGCAUGAGGAUCAGAGGCCUGCCAUCAUUCAAGAGCCUCCUGCACCUGUAAGCCCUCUCACAGAGUCGCCAGUCAAGCAGGAGAGGGUUUUGACCCCGACCUCAUCGCGUGACUCGGAAGAGCCGGAUUGCAAUGCCGACGAGGAAGGGUCUGAGACGGCGGAAGAAGAGGUCUCGCCGGAGGACGCCAAUCUCGUUCUCAAUUACACCCUUCAACUCAUCUACGGGGUCGAUCUCAGUGAGGCAUCAAUAUCUCCAGACAAGGUCCAGAGCCUCGUCGCCAAUUUCGCCCAAGACAUUAGUCAGCACAUCUGGCAGUCAGCAUCUGAUGGCCAACUAUCCCACACCUUGUCGACUUCGAGCUCAUCGUCGUCGACGCCAUCCCAGGAGGGCGGACGAGGCGGUAAGCGGAAGAAGCAGGUUAGGCGUGAAGAUGAAGGAGAUGAGUUUAGCGACGGCGACGGCUCGGGAUAUCUGCCGACCAAGCGUGUUCGACCAAACCCUAAGGAGGACGAGAAUCUCCGCCUGAGCUGCCCGUUCAGGAAGCGCAAUCCGCAUCGUUUCAAUGUGAGGGAUCAUCACAGCUGCGCCAUGACAUAUUUCCCCAAGUUUGCAGAGCUCAGACAGCACAUCGUCAAGCAACACAAGCGGGAUGACCCUUCAUCCUACGUGUGCGACCGAUGCAACCGCGACUUUGUGACGAGAAAGGAACUGCGAGAUCACCAACGACUGCCUAAGGAGCUGAUGUGUGAUAUUGCGGAUCAUGACGCUGAGAGCGGCAUUGAUCCUAGCACGGCUACCAAGCUGCUGAGCCGAAAGCGAGCGAGCGGUACCUCUCCUGACGUUCAAUGGAAGGAAAUCUGGAACAUUGUGUUCCCGGACGACGAGGACAAAGCCAUCCAGCCCUAUGAAUACACACCUGUGAUUGAGCACUUUGAGCUCGCCGCCAACUACGAACAGGCCUUUGUUCAGCUCACGAACUCGCUCCACAACUUGAUCUCGAACAAACAAACCCUCGACACCCUCUCGACAAAAUUCUUCCAAUGCUUCAUGGAGACUCUUGACCAAUGCAUCACAAACGCGCAGAGCAUGCCCUAUACCAACCGCAGCAACAAGAAGAACGAGAUUGUUCGGUCGCAGGUCGCGCAAGCAGUCGUCCAGCGGAAGGGCCGCGGUAUCCUACCUCGACCAGACUCUGGAGUGGUCAUGGAUGACGGGUCCGAGGAGAGCGGCAGUAUGAUGGGAACUGGACUCAACCAUAGGGACAGUGUACGGACUGUUCGCGGUGUUGUGAGGAGGGGAAGCAGCCAAAUCCCCGAGACGGUGCGCGAGGUCCUCCCUACAACGACAACUCUAUCGGGCGGCCUUGACGACUUGGUGCGUCAACCCUCCAUGACGCCAAUGGGCAUGCCAACAACGAUGGCCCCAGCAGAUGUCCACGCCUGGAACAAUAGCGUGCUCUACUCACAAGUCGGCGAUGGCACCAUCCUGCCGGACCAAUUCAUGCCGACGGGUGGUUUGACGCCGCAAACCGAGUAUAUGAACAUGAACUGGGCGACGCAGAUGUACCAGCUGCAGCCAGGUUUUGACGGGAUGGGUGAUGGGUUUACGGGAUUUAAUGGACAGCAGCAAUGA
Molecule: messenger RNA, 2103 nt
Organism: Fusarium falciforme
Lineage: Eukaryota; Fungi; Ascomycota; Sordariomycetes; Hypocreales; Nectriaceae
Product: C2H2-type domain-containing protein
Exons: 4
Coding region: 1-2103 (700 amino acids)
Source: RefSeq, a predicted model, not a curated record